Mandrillus leucophaeus (drill) is the source of this 3303-nucleotide messenger RNA. It is a transcript of the gene ITGAD, whose product is annotated as integrin, alpha D. The transcript has 29 exons. The record is from RefSeq and is a predicted model, not a curated record. Lineage: Eukaryota; Metazoa; Chordata; Mammalia; Primates; Cercopithecidae. Gene Ontology annotation, cellular component: external side of plasma membrane; integrin complex. Gene Ontology annotation, molecular function: integrin binding. Gene Ontology annotation, biological process: cell adhesion mediated by integrin; cell-matrix adhesion; integrin-mediated signaling pathway. The coding region runs from base 43 to 3303 and encodes 1086 amino acids.
GUGUCCCCAGCCUUUCACUUCCCCUCGACGCGCUGCUCAGGGAUGACCUUCGGCACCGUGCUUCUUCUGAGUGUCCUGGCUUCUUUUCAUGGAUUCAACCUGGAUGUGGAGGAGCCCACCAUCUUCCAGGAGGAUGCAGGCGGCUUUGGGCAGAGCGUGGUGCAGUUUGGUGGAUCUCGACUUGUGGUGGCAGCACCCCUGGAGGUGGUGGCGGCCAACCAGACGGGACGGCUGUAUGACUGCACAGCUGCCACCGGCGUGUGCCAGUCCAUCCCGCUGCACAUCCACCCCGAGGCCGUGAACAUGUCCUUGGGCCUGACCCUAGCAGCCUCCACCAAUCGCUCCUGGCUUCUGGCCUGUGGCCCGACCCUGCACAGAGUCUGUGGGGAGAACUCAUACUCAAAGGGUUCCUGCCUCCUGCUGGGCUCGCACUGGGAGAUCAUCCAGACAGUCCCCGACGCCCUGCCAGAGUGUCCACAUCAAGAGAUGGACAUCGUCUUCCUGAUCGAUGGCUCUGGAAGCAUUAACCAAAAUGACUUUAACCAGAUGAAGGGCUUUGUCCAAGCUGUCAUGGACCAGUUUGCGGGCACUGACACCCUGUUCGCACUGAUGCAGUACUCAAACUUCCCGAAGAUCCACUUCACCUUCACCCAAUUCCGGACCAGCCGGAGCCAGCAGAGCCUGGUGGAUCCCAUCGUCCAACUGAAAGGCCAGACAUUCACAGCCACGGGCAUCCUGCAAGUGGUGACACAGCUAUUUCAUCAUAAGAACGGGGCCCGCAAAAGUGCCAAGAAGAUCCUCAUUGUCAUCACAGAUGGGCAGAAAUACAAAGACCCCCUGGAAUACAGAGAUGUCAUCCCCCAGGCAGAGAAGGCUGGCAUCAUUCGCUACGCUAUCGGGGUGGGACGCGCUUUCCAGAAACCCACCGCCAGGCAGGAGCUGAACACCAUCGGCUCAGCGCCUCCACAGGACCACGUGUUCAAGGUGGACAACUUUGCAGCCCUUAGCAGCAUCCAGAAGCAGCUGCAGGAGAAGAUCUAUGCAGUUGAGGGAACCCAGUCCAGGGCAAGCAGCUCCUUCCAGCAUGAGAUGUCCCAAGAAGGCUUCAGCGCAGCCCUCACAAUGGAUGGCCUCGUCCUGGGGGCUGUGGGGAGCUUUAGCUGGUCUGGAGGUGCCUUCCUGUAUUCCCCAAAUAUGAGCCCCAUCUUCAUCAACAUGUCUCAGGAGAAUGUGGACAUGAGGGACUCUUACCUCGGUGAGAAACGGCCAGGGACCCGAGGGGGCCAGGUGUCCGUGUGUCCCUUGCCCAGGGGGAGGGUGCAGUGGCAGUGUGAAGCUGUUCUCUGUGGGGAGCAGAGCCACCCCUGGGGCCGCUUUGGGGCAGCCCUGACAGUGUUGGGGGACGUGAAUGGGGACAAGCUGUCGGACGUGGCCAUUGGGGCCCCGGGAGAGCAGGAGAACCGGGGUGCUGUCUACCUGUUUCACGGAGCCUCAGAAUCCAGCAUCAGCCCCUCCCACAGCCAGCGGAUCGCCGGCUCCCAACUCUCCCCCAGGCUGCAGUAUUUUGGGCAGGCGCUGAGCGGGGGUCAGGACCUCACCCAGGACGGACUGAUGGACCUGGCCGUGGGGGCCCGGGGCCAGGUGCUCCUGCUCAGGAGUCUGCCAGUGCUGAAAGUGGGGGUGACCAUGAGAUUCAGCCCCGGAGAGGUGGCCAAGUCUGUGUACUGGUGCUGGGAAGAGGGGCCCAGUGCCCUGGAAGCUGGGGACGCCACCAUCUGUCUCACCAUCCAGAAAAGCUCACUGGACCAACUAGGUGACGUCCAAAGCUCUGUCAGGUUUGAUCUGGCACUGGACCCAGGCCGUCUGACUUCUCGUGCCAUUUUCGAUGAAACCAAGAACCCGACUUUGACUCGAAGAAAAACCCUGGGACUGGGGGUUCACUGUGAAAUCCUGAAGCUGCUUUUGAAAGAUUGUGUGGAGGACGUGGUGAGCCCCAUCAUUCUGCACCUCAACUUCUCGCUGGUGAGAGAGCCCAUCCCCUCCCCACAGAACCUGCGCCCUGUGCUGGCCAUGGGCUCACAAGACCUCUUCACUGCUUCUCUCCCCUUUGAGAAGAACUGUGGGCAAGAUGGCCUCUGUGAAGGGGACCUGGGUGUCACCCUCAGCUUCUCAGGCCUGAAGAUCCUGAUCGUGGGGAGCUCCCUGGAGCUCAAUGUGAUUGUGACUGUGUGGAAUGCGGGCGAGGAUUCCUACGGAACUGUGGUCAGCCUCUACUACCCAGCAGGGCUGUCCCACCGACGGGUGUUGGGAGCCCAGAAGCAGCCCCAUCAGCGUGCCCUGCGCCUGGCAUGUGAGACAGUGCCCACUGAGGACGAGGGCCUGAGGAGCAGCCGCUGCAGCGUCAACCACCCCAUCUUCCGUGAGGGCUCUAACGGCACCUUCAUAGUCACAUUCGAUGUCUCCUACAAGGCCACGCUGGGAGACAGGAUGCUUAUGAGGGCCAGUGCAAGCAGCGAGAACAAUAAGGCUUCAGGCAGCAAGGCCACCUUCCAGCUGGAGCUCCCGGUGAAGUACGCAGUCCACACUGUGAUCAGCAGACAGGAAGAAUCCACCAAGUACUUCAACUUUACAACCUCUGAUGAGAAGAAAAUGAAAGAGGCUGAGCAUCGAUACCGCGUGAAUAACCUCAGCCAGCGAGAUCUGUCCAUCAGCAUUACCUUCUGGGUUCCUGUCCUGCUGAACGGGGUGGCCGUGUGGGAUGUGGUCGUGGAGGCCCCAUCCCAGAGUCUCCCCUGUGUAUCAGAGAGAAAACCUCCCCAGCAUUCUGACUUCCUGACCCAGAUUUCAAGAAGUCCCGUGCUGGACUGCUCCAUUGCUGGCUGCCUGCGGUUCCGCUGUGACAUCCCCUCCUUCAGCGUCCAGGAGGAGCUGGAUUUCACCCUGAAGGGCAACCUCAGUUUUGGCUGGGUCCGCCAGACAUCGCAGAAGAAGGUGUCGGUCGUGAGUGUGGCUGAAAUUACGUUCGACACAUCCGUGUACUCCCAGCUUCCAGGACAGGAGGCAUUUAUGAGAGCUCAGAUGGAGAUGGUGCUAGAAGAAUACGAGGUCUACAACGCCAUUCCCAUCAUCAUGGGCAGCUCUGUGGGGGCUCUGCUACUGCUGGCGCUCAUCACAGCCGCACUGUACAAGCUUGGCUUCUUCAAACGCCACUACAAGGAAAUGCUGGAGGACAAGCUUGAAGAAACUGCCACAUUCAGCGGGGAAGAUUUCAGCUGUGGGGCCCCAAAUGUGCCUUUGUCCUAA